AUGAACUGCACUCCCAAUGCCACCAUCACCACCGAGCUGGGACUUGAUCUGAUCCCAAGGACUGCAAAUGAAACUUCCAUAGCUGGUGGCAGUGGGGCUGUUACCAGUGGAGGUUUGUGGGUGACCUCCUUGCUUGGUGCCACACUUUUAGUCAUGUGUGCCGUAGGAUUGGCAGGCAACAUUUACACACUCAUCGUUACGCGCUCAGCUGCUUUGUGCCGCAAGGGUUCUAUGUAUGUUUACAUUGUUAACUUAGCUCUGGCUGACCUGCUUUACCUUUCCACCAUACCCUUUGUUGUCUGCACCUACUUUUCCCAUGACUGGUUGUUUGGUGAGGCAGGUUGCCGCAUUCUGCUGAGUCUGGAUCUUCUAACAAUGCAUUCCAGCGUCUUCAUUUUGGUUGCAAUGAGCUUAGAACGUUACCGAGCAGUGGCCAAGCCCUUCAGUGCCCACAAAUCCUCUUCUCGCAGUAGAAGACUCAGUGCAGUUAUUAUUUGGGGGUUGGCUUUCAUCCUUACACUUCCCAUGAUGGUAAUGAUACAGCUCCGGGAAGGCAAGCCUACAGUGUAUGGCUUUGUAAAAAGAAUCUGUUUCCCUACCUGGACACCUGAGGCCUUUAAGGCCUAUCUCACAGUACUGUUUUUCACAAGUGUUUUAGUCCCUGGAUUGAUAAUUGUUGGAUUGUAUGCUGGACUAGCAAAGCGUUACUGGACAGUGCAGGCUAGAUUGGGGGGCAGUAGCCUCUCAGCCAGGAGGAAAGGACUCAAACAAAAAGUGUUGUCAAUGAUAUUAAGCAUUGUAGUAGUAUAUUGGGCAUGUUUCUUACCUUUUUGGGGAUGGCAGCUCACUAAACUUUUCUCCCCAGAUUCCCUCAAAGCUUUGUCUGCAGCUGCUCAUAAUUAUGUCAAUUUCUUUGUCACAUGUCUCACGUAUGGAAACAGCUGUAUUAAUCCAUUCCUUUACACUCUUCUGACUCGAAAUUAUAAAGAUUAUUUAGCUCAAAAAGGUCAGUCGGGGGGAUCAACCAAGGCUGAUCCUGGAACAGCUGUAACGACACCUCUUCAAGAACUUUAA
Messenger RNA from Cyprinodon variegatus (sheepshead minnow), 1074 nucleotides. Its product is annotated as urotensin-2 receptor-like. Lineage: Eukaryota; Metazoa; Chordata; Actinopteri; Cyprinodontiformes; Cyprinodontidae. The transcript has a single exon. Gene Ontology annotation, molecular function: urotensin II receptor activity. Gene Ontology annotation, cellular component: membrane. The record is from RefSeq and is a predicted model, not a curated record. Gene Ontology annotation, biological process: neuropeptide signaling pathway; regulation of blood pressure; blood vessel diameter maintenance. The coding region runs from base 1 to 1074 and encodes 357 amino acids.